Messenger RNA from Ilex paraguariensis (yerba mate), 402 nucleotides. Lineage: Eukaryota; Viridiplantae; Streptophyta; Magnoliopsida; Aquifoliales; Aquifoliaceae. The record is from the annotation of a GenBank genome assembly.
CUCGAAAACAUUUCCACAAAACAUGUUUUCAGUCACAACCCCUCUCAUCAACUACCACCACCACUUAACUCACAAGUUCUUCCCCACACGUACCGUACAGAACCACCCAAACUGUGCCUUCACAAUUCGAAGUUCUUCAAGCUUGCAAGAAAUCGAAAAACCCGCAGAAAAAUCAUCGGAGCAGAGAGACUUGGGCCAGAAGCUUUAUGCUUCGGAGCCUUUUCCACCGAUAAGGGCGGCGAAAAGGGUGGUCUUGGUUCGGCACGGACAAAGCACGUGGAACGAGGAAGGUAGGAUUCAAGGGAGCUCCGAUUUCUCGGUUCUUACUCAGAAAGGUGAGGCUCAGGCUGAAACUUCUCGGCAAAUGCUCAUCGAUGAUGCUUUCGAUGUCUGCUUCUCAAG